CCAACGUCUAGGUGUCGCUCCCAGUCGAAGCUAAGCUAGAACUAUUGUUUCGCCAACUGGGGCUCUUGAAUGGUCUUCGUUCUUCAUUGUUUCAAGUUUAUCGUGCAUAGACUCGAUUGAGGAUGGCCAAAAAGUCAAACCAAAAGCCUGCCUCGAAGACCUCUUCCGCGGCGGCUCUCGCAGUCGCGGACUCUACAAACACAGGAAAUAAGUCAUCGAUACUGAGGGCGGCCUUCGCCCCUUCUGGCUUUCAAUUGGCCUUGUUCGCAUCCGUGAUCCAGGGUCUUGAAGGUCAAAAUCUUCGCAUUCACGAUACAAACACCGGCCGGUUACAAUGCGAGCAUGUUUUGGGCCCGAAGGAACUAGUAACGUCGUUGGACUGGGGUCAUUACUAUGGCCGACGAGAUCAGUCAAAGAGGAAGAGAAAGCGCCCUUCCGACGUUAAUGGGACAGCCGAACUCGACCAAGGCGAUGUAGUGGUUGCCUUCGGUACCAACGCGUCUGAUAUCCGCAUGUUCUCGCCUGCCGAAGAUAAGAUUGUCGGAACUCUUGCCGGUGGGCAUACAGGAGGAGUAAAGGACUUCAAGUUUACAGCAGAUAGGCCUCAGGAAGGUUGGAGUAUCGGUGGGGACAACAAGCUGGUACAGUGGGAUCUUGUCACCGGCCAAAGGACAAGAGUGAUCAGCCUUUCUACUACCUCUGCAUUCACUACUCUGUCCCGCCCGCUCGCCUCUAACCCGCCUGUCAUCUGUGCAUCUCAAACACCCCACAUUGUGAAUCUCGAAGAUGAAUCUCCUAUCAAGUUUCCUGCGAUGCGAAACUCAAUAAAGACAAUCAUCACAUCCUCGACAAGCUCCAUCUCUGAUGGGCUGUUCCUAGCAUCGGAUAAUGAUCGGUAUAUAAACGUCUUCGACCCGAAAAGCGGACAGCUUACGAUGAACCUUGUGGCUGAAAAAGAAGUAACUUCACUAUCGAUAUAUAAGACGCAGGGUACGGAAGCCAAACUAGCGCUGGAGAAACAAGUUCUUGCGGCUGUUACUCAAGAUGGUACUAUUGAACUCUUUGCGCGGCCAUUCGUCCGACCUCAGGGCCUUGAAGGAUCAAAAGGUUCCAGUCUGAAGGCGCGAUCUAUGCAAAUGACGAGGCGAGCGGAGGCCUCGCUCAGAAUAAUUAAGGCCUCUGAGUCGGACGAUUUAGUUCCUGUCGUUGCCGUGUCGUUCCAGGGUCCUGACCUGCUCGUUGCAUGGGCACAGGGAGGUAUCAUUCCAUUAUUCGAGCGAGUAAGGUGGCUUAACGAGGAAACCGACGAGCUGGCUUUUACGGGCGUGAAGACUAUUUCGAAGACCAAAUCUAGCUCCAUCCUUCAAUCAGCGACGACUAACGGAAUGAAGAAUGCAAACGAAAGCCACGUCAAUGAGAAGAAGAUAGUCGUCGAGCAAGGUGAUCUUGCUGAUGACGACGUCAACAUGGAGGACUCCAAACAAGAUGCGGUUUCUGAAGAUGAGAGCGAAGUGGACUCCGAAAACGAUGACGGAUUCAAGCAACAGAGGGAACCAGCUGCGCAGGACGAGGAAAAGGCCGGGAGCGACGUGGAAAUGCAGAACGCUGCAGAAUCAGGUGCGGAAAAUGAGGACGAAGAUGACGAAGAAGAGACGGGUGCUGAGCCAUCUUUCGGAGAACUCAUGAGAGCACACGCUGCCGAAGAAAUCGACGUCGAAGCCGAACUAGAAGACGAUGUGCACACGCGGUCCCUCAUCCCCGGAAAGCCUAUCACAACAGUCCAGCAAAUCCCCUCCGGAGUCUCCCUCUCUACCGUCCUCUCACAGUCCCUCAAGACAAAUGACAACGACAUGUUGGAAGCCUGCUUUCACACGGGCGACUCCGGCACCAUCCGCACCACCAUCCAACGUCUCGAUUCUCCCCUGGCUGCAACCCUUUUGCAAAGACUUGCCGAGCGCCUCUCCGCCCGCCCUGGUCGAUAUGGCCACUUGCUUGUCUGGGUACAAUGGACUUGUAUCGCGCACGGAGGAGCCUUGGCAGGAAACAAGGAUCUCCUCAAGCAGAUGUCCACUCUAUUCAAAGUAAUGGACCAGCGCUCCUCAACCCUCUCCUCUCUUCUCUUGCUCAAGGGCAAACUAGACAUGUUAGACGCCCAGCUUGGCCUCCGCCAGUCGCUCCGCGAAAACGCAGACCACAUGGACAGCGAAGACGAGGAGAAUGUAAUCUACGUUGAAGGCUAUGAUGAGGACGAGGUUGAAGAUAGCGACGCUGAGGCAACAAAGAACAUUGACACGCCCCGGACAAAGGCAAUUCGCGACCAGACCGAUAUCUCCAUGAUCGACGAAGACGAAGAUGCAGGAAGCGAGGACGACGAAGAAGACGAGGAAGAAGAAGACGAAGAAGGCCCUAGCGCCAUUUUCGACGUCGAAGCUGAAGAGUCCGCCGGCUCUUCAGAUGCCGAGGAAUCCCCUAAUGACGACGAGGACGAUGAUGAAGAUGAGGAUGCGGACAGCGCCGGGUCCAUUGCGGAUUUCAUCGCGGAUACGGAGGACGACGACUCAGAGGUAGAUAAUCUCUCGCGGCCUCCACCGUCAAAGAAGGCCAGGUUAAGCCAAGGAGGUAGAAAAGGGAAGAAACAGGCUGGGUCAGGAAGGAAAUAGACUACUUUCAAUCCCUAGAUUUAUACCCUGUUCUAUUUUUCUCUUGCGGAGAGCACUUUGGAUCGUUGUUGGCUUCCUCCGCCGUUCCUGUUUUUCAUUAUCCGAUGUGCGCACAAAAAAGUAUAGGGAGAAGGCAUCUACAUUUUUUUUUCUAUUUUCUCUCUGUCUCCAUCCAGUUGUUCUAUAUUCAAAUUCUCUAAAUCUGGAACGGGUGGGAAAGAUCCUGAU
This is a messenger RNA of Aspergillus nidulans FGSC A4, 2888 nucleotides long. RefSeq lists its product as uncharacterized. The transcript has 2 exons. Gene Ontology annotation, cellular component: nucleus; small-subunit processome. NCBI's taxonomy places the organism in Eukaryota, Fungi, Ascomycota, Eurotiomycetes, Eurotiales, Aspergillaceae. The record is from RefSeq and is a predicted model, not a curated record. Bases 123 to 2660 code for a protein of 845 amino acids.